Messenger RNA from Macrobrachium nipponense, 5250 nucleotides. It is a transcript of the gene ab, whose product is annotated as protein bric-a-brac 2-like. Gene Ontology annotation, cellular component: nucleus. Gene Ontology annotation, biological process: regulation of transcription by RNA polymerase II. The transcript has 8 exons. Gene Ontology annotation, molecular function: protein binding. NCBI's taxonomy places the organism in Eukaryota, Metazoa, Arthropoda, Malacostraca, Decapoda, Palaemonidae. Bases 1022 to 3442 code for a protein of 806 amino acids. The record is from RefSeq and is a predicted model, not a curated record.
GUGACUCCUCGCUCUCAGAGCGAGAGAUCUCCUGGACUCCUUCUUCCUUCGCCCUUUAGUCCUCGUCUAACAGGCGAAGGGAGCGGUGGGUUGAACAGCUCAUGCGCACCAGAUUGUCCCUCUGGUCACCUUGCACUCCCGGAUACCCUCCCAUACCCCCCACCACCACAGCCCUUAACAUUAUCUCUCAUUUACGCUGCCGUGUUUCUUUUAACGAAUGUUAAAAAUCUCAGACCAUGUGAAAAAUUUUAUAUUGAUAUACAUUCCAUGUAUUUCGAGAUCAUGGCAAUUGGCUGAAACAAGACAAGACGUGUUUCUACUCUUUUCGUUUUCUCAAAGUAAAUUUGCUUGUGAUUGUGAUGAUAUCAAUUGUGUGUUCAAGGACAACAUGAGGAAUAAAUGAUGUCAAUGUGUGUGAAGCGGCAUUUUCGGGUGGCUCGCUGAAAGAUAAGGAAGAGGGCACCGAGAGAAGAGGACCACUUUACGUGAAACUGGCGUAGGCCUAUGCGUCUUCAGCGCCAUUACCAACAUUGGCCUCCACAAGGUGUCAUAAAGGGCGACAUUUCUUCAGUGCUCAUUGCUCAAUCUCGUGACGCGUCAGGACCUUUUCUCUCAUUCUCUGGCAUUCAUUAGUUGUUCAUUGCAGUUGAGAAACUUUUCCAAACAAGAGCACAGCAGGUGUGAACGGCGCUCCAGGUCUUCUUCAUCCAAAUCGCCCACUUCGAUCGCCAAAGCGCAGUUAUCGGGGACGUGGACUUGUCAUCAUCAGACGGCACCUGAAAGCGAUGGUCAGACUCUGCCUGAGGGCCUACUGCUGAGCGAACACGAGUUAGAACAUUCAUCCCUGUCUACCCACAGUGAAUUUCUACGGAACACCUCCGAUGACUGCUUGAAGAGUUGGUAGAAUAUGCAUGGUGGGUGACCGGCGGGUGGGUUCUUAAAGCGACGGAGGCCGAAGGGAAGAGGAGCCAGUCGAAGGGCAGGCCAUCUCAAAGGGCGACUCAAUCCCUCUUGCAGCAGGAUGGGGAGCAGCAGCGAACACCUUCACCAACACAAUCCCCUGCAGCAGCAGCAGCAGCAGCAGCAGCAGCAGCAGCAGCAGGAAAAGGAGAAGGAGUCUCAGCUACAGCAGCAGCAGCAUCAGCAUCAGGAGCAUCAACAGAAUCAACAGCAUCUGCAGCAUUCACAAACGCUGCACCACCACAACGGAAAUCACGGCAGCAGCCAUCUUAGUAACGACGAGAAGCGCCAGACUUACAACCUCUGCUGGAAUGAAUUUCCCUCGAAUCUCUUGUCCUUCUUCAAGGAACUACGAGAACAAGAGGACUUUGUUGACGUGACCUUAGCUUGCGAGGGUCAGCAACUGUCAGCUCAUAAAGUUGUCCUCUCCGCUAGCAGCCCAUACUUCAGGACUUUGCUCAAGAACAACCCAUGCGACCACCCGAUCAUCAUCCUGAAUGAGGUCCGGUACUGCGAACUGCUGACGUUGCUGCAGUACAUGUAUCAUGGCGAGGUCCAGAUUUCCCACGACCAGAUCACAGACUUCCUGCGAACUGCCAAACUCCUGCAGAUCCGAGGACUCGCCGAAGCUGCAGCUUCAGAGUCCAGGUCCCGAAGUCCUCCGGAGGCGCAGAGGGACGCCGCCGCAAGCCCUCCGCCUCCUCCACCACCACCUCUAGCUGAGGUGGCCACUCCGACGCCCACGCCCAAGGCAGAGUCCUCCAAUGAACCUGAUGAGGAACUCCGACCUCCUGACAGUCCACAAGUAAAGCGCAUUAAGUUAAGUGGUGGUUUAGGGGCGCCGCCCACGUCCUCUCCAUCUCCACAUCUGUCGGGGGGUCCGAGCCCCCCGUCCCCAACGCCGCCCAUUCCUAGUUUGCCCCACAGUAUGGCCAAUAUGGUCAACAUGUCAAGUUUGCCAGCCCUCCCCCCCGUGGGCAUCCCGGGGCUCUCUCACCCCCUCUCCCUUCCUUCCUCCAUAACCGCCCUCCCGCCUGUCUCCACCGCCCAUCCCUCUCCUAUGCAUCACGCUGCCGCCGCCCGUGCUGCCGCCCUGCACACGCCCACGCCUGUCAGUGCACCUUCCUUCCAUAGCAUGUAUCCUGGAAUUGGCUCCGAAGACACUCAAGACACCAUGGGAAGCGACAGGUCCGAAGACCGCGACAAAUCGCGACCCGAUGAUGACGACCACGACCACGAGUCCAACGCCCUCGAAAAGAUCUCCGGCCUGGCCAACAUGGCUGCUCUCAAAGGGUUUGGAGGCUUCCCCGGACCUUCAGGUCUGGUGGGGUUGGCAUCGGCAGCUCUUGGCUCCAACUCGGACAGUAAUCCUGGGUGUAUGGGGUCACGUGACCUCGACCUAUCAAUGCUGCUGUCCCAGUUCGCAGGGGGGGCUGGGGCUGCUGCUGCUGCUGCUGCUGCUGCUGACCCCCCUGCAGCAGCACCUGGCCCCCAUCAUCAUCAUCAUCAUCACCACCACCACCAGGGGGUCGUUGCUCACGUUUCCCCUGGGGGGAUUCCCAACGCCGCUCCCAACGCCCUCCACUUGCUACAGCAGCAUUCUCACGCCCAGCACCAGCAGGGUCUGCAAGGGGUUCAGGGGGCACAGCAACUUCAGCAGCAACAGCAGCAGCAGCAGCAGCACCAACAGCAUCAUCAUCAGCAGCAGCAGCAACAGCUGGACCAACAACAACAGCAACAUCAAAUGCGUCCGUGGUGUGAGGCUUGUGGGCGGAGCUACAGUACAGUAGGCAACCUGAAGCAGCACCUGGCCAACGUGCACGGGCGGGGGGAGUGGGUGGUGUGUGGGGUGUGCGGCAAAACCUUCAAGACGCGCCAGUACCUGCAGUCUCACCUCCUGCAGCAGCAUGGCAUCAGGCAGAGACCUACCCCGUUGUUACCUCCGUGCCAAAAUACCCCUACCAACUCCACAGCCACUCCCACAACCACCAGUGGCAUCACGCUCGACCCCGCCCAACACCACAUCGCCCACGAAUCACCGUCCAGUUCUGCCCAAACCCCACCUUUUAGCCCCGCCCACAGAUCAUUCCCCAACCCCUCUUCAUUUUCGACCAGUCACCACCUCUCCUCCUCCUCCUCAACCUCCUCCACGUCUUCCUCGUCCUCUGCCUCUGCCUCCGCCUUAGCCUCGUCAUCCUCAGCUCCUAACAGUUUCCCCGUCCCCGGGCAGUCAUCCAUGGAUCUGCCCUCCACCCACUUCAACGGGCAUUUCCCUCAAUUUGGUCAACCCUCAUCUUCAUUUCCCAUAGCCCCACCUCCAAGUGUGCAUGCCCCGCCCUCUCAGUGUCCCGCCCCUCCCCAGCCUGACAGCAGCGGUCAGGCGGCCAGCCCCCCUCCCCAACCAGUAAAGCAAGAGAGAUUCUCAUUCCAUUCCAUUCAGAUCAAACAGGAGAUUCCGAGUGACAGUUAUUACACUAUUUAACCUCUCAAGGCCAUAGAUGUGUUGAGGGGACACAGUCGCCUAUCUUUUAAGUUGCUUUUGUGUUGUCUGGUACUAAGCGCGGGGUGUCUGUCGGUGAUGCUCAGCGAAUGAUACCAUAAUGCUUUGUGUGGGAGAGGAAGUAGAAUACUACUAUUUAGCUCUCCGCUCAGGAAAUGAGAAGGACGUAGUAUUUAUUCAUUCAUUUAUACCGUACAGCUAAAUAUGUGAACCGCAAAUGUGUAAAUAUCUUUAGGUACCUAUUUUGUUACGUUUUGUGUGUGAAGUUGCGCAGGAGGUGUUAGUGAAGUUUUGUUUGUAGCGAUCAUUUUUACUCUUAGAUCCUGUAAGAGAAAGGUCAGUUAGAAAUAGAAAAUAAAUAAACGAUUGUGUGAUCUAUUGCAAUGGCUGUGUAGAGAUUUACUAUUAACAAGAUGGUAAGUGCAGACAUUUACAUAUAAUACUAACAAAGUUUAUAGGUGCAGCUGUAAUGAAUUUAGCGCUUCCGAUGUUCAAGAUGUGAUCUAUGUACGACUAUGAUAAUAUGUAGUGAAGCAGAAGCUGAUUUCCUGUCAUGAUGCUGACUGAAUGAUUGAUAUGACUGUCUAACAUUUGUCGACAUUUUUCACCUGUAAACGCAUAGCUAUCUACUUGUUGUUCAGUAGUGCGCUCAAAUCAACUAUUGUUCGUUUUUCUUUUUUCUUUUUUCUUUUUUCUUUUUUUUUUUCUUCUCGUUCGGCUCGGUCGUCAGAUCGUGUUCUUUCAUGAAGAGAGUCUGCGACUUGUGCGCCCAAGAUUUAGUUGGUAGCGUGUAGCUGUGUUUUGCUAGAAGUGUUAACUGCAGUCUAACAUUCAGUGUCGAGUGGAAGGAAGAACUCGCAAUACAAGAAACUCUCUCAGAAAAGUGUUAAGCUUUAGAACAAAGUAACUGGAAAGCAGACGUCGUGAUAUCAUAGGUCAUGUCAAGGUCUGGAGUCAUUUAUAGACAGACCCUGGGUAAUGUAAUGCCACAUUUGCUAUGACUCACAGGCUGUCACUUGAAAUCAUUAUUUGAUAGUCAGUCGUGAGAGUUGAUAAUGAAAAUUGUAAUAUUUUCCUCAAACUACUGUAUGUUUUUUUUCUUUGUUAUCAUAUGAGUUAUCCAGAGAUGUACUCUUAUCUCAGUUAAUAAGAAAAUCGGUUAUGUAGACUUUUAUACACAGCAGAUUUAGCAAUAUUUUAGUCGUUUACUAAAGAAGUUUUCUCAACGACAAAUAACAGAAGACGUGCUCAGGCCACCCACGAUUUUUCUUCUUCAUCUGGAAGCUUGAAAAUGUCGAAAUUACUCUCUCUCUCUCUCUCUCUCUCUCUCUCUCUCUCUCUCUCUCUCUCUCUCUCUCUCUCUCUCUCUCUCUCUCUCUCUCUCUCUCUCUCUGCAUAGGCUUGUAGAACAGCAGAUGCUACGUUAGAUUUCCACGAGUCUUAUUUACGUUAUUCAUUCAUUCAAUUUCUUUCCGGAUUAUGUUUUCCGAGGAUGCAGAAGCAAUAGUACUACUGUAGUAAUUGUCUAAAUCUAACAUCGUAAUCGUGAAUUACUUGCAGCAUCAAGGAAAAAAAUCAGCCCUUGCAUAUCUCAGUUAAAAAUAUUUAGCCUAUCUACCUGAUCAUUUAAUAACCUGUUCACUAAAAAGGAAAAAUGUUAAAAACCUUGUGAAAUCAUUAAAGGAAUCCAUUCCCAUUGUGACAACUGGGCAUGUCAGUUUUGCAUUUAGAAUAGCAAUGGCCUAUAGGUCACGAUGUUUUUUAUGAUAUGAAACCUCUUGGAAGAAUUG